Acanthochromis polyacanthus (spiny chromis) is the source of this 3023-nucleotide messenger RNA. It is a transcript of the gene btc, whose product is annotated as betacellulin, epidermal growth factor family member. The record is from RefSeq and is a predicted model, not a curated record. Bases 521 to 1084 code for a protein of 187 amino acids. The transcript has 4 exons. Gene Ontology annotation, biological process: positive regulation of mitotic nuclear division; positive regulation of cell population proliferation; epidermal growth factor receptor signaling pathway. Lineage: Eukaryota; Metazoa; Chordata; Actinopteri; Pomacentridae.
UGCUGUUUAAUCCUUUUCCUUGAAUAACUUUCUCUUCUCAUUUGUCAUAUACAGAAGACUUGAUUUUGUCAUUGUGGAUUUCGGAAACCUCAAGCAAACACACAAAAGGGAUAUUUAAAUGCAAUUCUUCUUUAUUUUUGGCCAUUGUAUGAGUUCAUUACGUAUUGUUUUGAUUAUUAAUGGGCUUUCAACUUAAUGCAGCCAAAUACGUUUUGAAGAAAGUGCUUCUCUCACACACCAAUUCAGCUUCACUGUUCGUUAAUGAUUGAAUGAAGAGCCCAAACACAAGCAAUAUAUCCUCUGUCAUUACUAGUCAUUGUCAAAACAGGUGUACCUCACAAUGGCAUUUGGGAAGUCACAGUGAUGUCAUCAUAUCGAUCUGUGUAAAUCGUCAUCUGUAGUGAGCGUUUAUUUGCUCUGAAAGUCACCAGGAAUGUUAUUUCUAGCAUAUGUCAUAGUAAAACUCCCGUCAUCUCCUAUGCAAACCCUCUGAGUGAAAUGUGGUCACACACUGGCUAAAAUGUUGUGUAAUUUGUUGUGUGUGAUCGGUGUUUUGUUUGUGUUUCUGGCUGCAGCUCUGGCCUUAUGCAAAUACUGCCUGGCAGAGGGUAAUGCCACCGACGAGACUGCCAAUCGAACUGUGCCCCACUGUCAUCGCCAUGGCGACAGAGACAAUUGCACAGAUACAGGGCAGUGGAGUGGCCACUUCUCAAAGUGUCCUGAGCACUUGCAGCACUACUGCAUCCACGGGGACUGUCGUUACGUGAAGGAGCAGAAGACCCCGUCCUGCAGAUGUUGGUCUGGUUACCACGGCUCCAGGUGUGAAUAUGCAAACCUCGACCCGCUGAUAGGCAAUCGACAAAUCAUAAUUUACUGCACCAUUGCAGUGCUUGUGCUCAUCAUUCUUCUCAUUGUUUUCAUCUGCAUCUGUUCACAUCGUAGGUGCAGAUUGUGUCGGCGGAGAAGAAGACGGAGGGAAGAACCGAGGAAUGGCACAGAGAAGCUCAAUAUGAUGGACACCAGUGCGACAAACACAACCUCAACUCCAGACUCAACAGAACCACUGCACACCAACUGUGUGUGACAAGUCUGGGCCAACACAUCCACAAGUUUGGGAAGCUUUUAUGAGAAGCUGCUGCCUUUUGUCUCAAAGCGAUGGCAGUGAACUAUCAGAUGUCCCUGAGCAGCACUGGGGCCUCAGAAGAAGGACAUUUCUGGAUAGAGGGUCAGGAGUUUGUACGUCUCCUUUUCACAAACAGCCUUGCCUGAAACGACAAAGAAGAUGACUUCCUGAAGUCAUGAUGAGCACGAAGUUGGAGUUUUUAGCUGCUUGUUUGGUGGCAAGGAUGUUUUUUUCUGACACUGAAGGGCAGCAGGCACUUAUAGCCUUUCUCUAAGUGCUGCUGACUGCAUGGCGCUAAAUAAAUUGUUGCUAUGUUGGAAAAAGCUGUGACACCAGCUGGCAGCUGGUGAUAACAGUUGAUCAGGCUGACCGGUUACUGGUCUGCGUGGGAGACACUUGGAAACCAAAAAACAAGGAAAAAGACUGUAGGAGGAAAAGACACUCCAGAGAAUUCUAGUCACUUAAAUAAAUGUAUAGAAAUAUGAAAUCUUACAAGUAACAGCAGCUUGCUGUUUAGUAUCUUUGUGUCAUUCUGUGCUAUUUCUAAUUUGUUUACUGCUAGUUUUGUUUUAGCGUCACUUCAGAAAAGCAGUGUUUCGAUAUCCGCACCACAAACUCUACAGCCAACAUCACUUCCUCCUCAAUCCACUAAACUGACUCCAUUAACCCUCUGAACCCCAAGUACGUCCUGGGUGUUUUUUGCUCUUGUCUCCUUUUAAUCACUGUGGGCUCAUUAUUUCCUGCAGUAUAAAGUCCUGUACCUCAGUGGAAACAGCACAAACAUGGCUAAAAGUAGACAGAACUCAAAAAACGUCUUCUGUGCAGUAUGAUACAGUUGGCACAAAUCUCGACAAAAAAGCUUUUUCUUUUCCUUUUAUUAUUUAUUUUAAAAAACAACAAUAACAAUAAUCCAGAACAAACAUGCAGCAUUUUUCCAAGAGCAUACAAGCAUUACCAAAACUGGAAAAAAAAAAAAAAAACGAGAAAAAAGGAAAAUAACUUUGGCUUUGCAUUCUACAGAUAUUUUAACACUUUCAUUUCUGAUUUGUUUUCAUACCUGUCAUCUAUCUGUUCUAUGUGGAAACACAGCCUGCAGUUCAACCCUGCUUUGAUAAAAAUGCUUCGAAUUUUUAUCCUUAGACUAUUUUUAGAAACCAACUUAGUUAUUGCUUUUCUGUUGUGCCAAGAACAAGUAAUUAGUUGGGAGAAAAAGGUUCAUUUUUGGCCAUUUUAUCAACUAAGUAAAUUUGAUGAAAUAUCCCAAUUUUAGGCUCAGAUUUGGUUACGUUACCUGACGAAAUGACAUGUUAAACAUAAUUAGUUCAAGGACUGUCAGAACGUUAAAAGUCCACAGAUUUUUUUUUAUUUCUUUUUGUACAGUAUCUGGCUCUGAUAAUUUAAAAAAAAAAAGCUAAUAUGCAUUUCAAACCUGCCGACAGGUUUUGGGGUUUUGAGGGUUAAACUCACUCAGAAUAUUGUUACUUGCCAACAUUAGCAAUGCAAAACAGCGUUAGAUAUAUAUAUUAAAGGGCAGUUCUGGACUCCUGGGUUGGAGGAGGACAAGGAGAACUUGUGCUGAAGGCUUUUUUGAUCUGUAUAUUUGGAGCCGGGAAGCUUCCAGGCUACAGAGGCAGCCUGUGUGCAGAGACUGAAGUGAAAGUGCUCCACUGUGAGACAGUUUCCAAACUGAGAGCCUUCCACUGGGCUUUUAACGUGUAUCUGUGCAAGUAUGAACUCUCAAUGUAGUCUGAGGAGAAUUAGGACAAAGCCAGUGAAGCCUGCUCCUCCUGUUUGUAUGUCACAUAUCAAUAAAUGUCUAAUGGUCUGUGUAUGUACUGUGCACUGACAUUAUUUCAAAUAUUUAAUAAAAAUGUUGCUGCUGGAAUCUGUUCCAGUCAAA